Molecule: messenger RNA, 1154 nt
Organism: Selaginella moellendorffii
Lineage: Eukaryota; Viridiplantae; Streptophyta; Lycopodiopsida; Selaginellales; Selaginellaceae
Product: putative HVA22-like protein g
Exons: 6
Coding region: 77-976 (299 amino acids)
Source: RefSeq, a predicted model, not a curated record
GAGAGCGCUCUCUCUUCUUCUUCCCGGCUUCCCAGAUUUCCCUCUUGCGCGUAGCCUGGCGCUCUAGGCAGGCACAAUGAUCGGAUCGUUCGCGACGCGGGGGAUAACGAUGUUCGUGGGGUACCUCUAUCCCGCCUACGAAUGCUUCAAGGUCGUGGAGCAGCGGAGACCCAGCGUGGAGAGCCUCAGACUUUGGUGCCAGUACUGGAUUCUCAUCGCCUUGGUCACUGUGAUGGAGAGAUUUGCUGACACUUUCAUUUCGUGGAUUCCGAUGUACCAGGAAGCUAAGCUCGCAUUCAUCAUCUACCUCUCGUUCUCAAGAACUCGGGGAACGGCAUACAUUUACACCACAUUCUUGAGACCUUACGUUGCGAGCCACGAGUCCGAGAUCGAUCAGCACCUAAACGAGCUAAGAACCAGAGCUCUUGACUUUGUGGCUGCGUACUGGGAGAGGAGCUCAGCGUUUAUGCAAACCAAGUUCUUCGAGAUCCUCCAGUACGUUGUUGCUCAGGGCCAUAGGCCAGCAGCUGCACAGCCCCCGCCACCACCGCCACCGCCACCUCCUGCUCAGGAUCCUCCUCCUCCUCCUCCUCCCGGCAAUUAUCCGCCGCCUCCUCAAGUUCCUAUCCGACCAACUGGAGCGUUUUAUCCGCCUGCGCUGCCUCCCGGCUACGAGGCAUCAGCUCCUCCAGCUCCAGCAGCUCCACCCGCAGCAAAUUUCGGGCCAGUGGCAGCGGACGCUGGAUACAAUCCUGGCUUUUAUCCUCGCUUUCCAAUGGUUCAAAGUCCGCCUGUAGCUCCACAGAACCUGCAUACGGUGAUCCGCGAGCACAUUGAUCUGGAGGAAGAGGAAGAAGAGAUUGUUAUGAGGCCAAAUGGCAAUGCUGCUGGGGUGGUAGCAUCAUCUUCGUCAGCUGCCAGAUACAUGACAAGGAGCAGGCAGCGAGCGACUGCCAGCGGUAAUCGAGCUCGGUAAGAAGCAGAAAGCAUUUUUGGGAGCUGGCAUGUACAGGGAUUGUUUUUUUUUUUGCUCGCCUUAUAACUUUUUGCCUUCGCAAGCACGCAGGCAAGAAGAUCUGUACACAUUUAAUCAUUCCUGCAAAUCAAACUUAGUUUUCUCGCCCAUCAGUUUGGUGGCAAGUCGAGGUCAGCCA